Raphanus sativus (radish) is the source of this 2430-nucleotide messenger RNA. RefSeq names its product ATP-dependent zinc metalloprotease FTSH 3, mitochondrial. Gene Ontology annotation, molecular function: metalloendopeptidase activity; ATP-dependent peptidase activity; ATP binding. The coding region runs from base 404 to 2248 and encodes 614 amino acids. Gene Ontology annotation, cellular component: m-AAA complex; chloroplast thylakoid membrane. NCBI's taxonomy places the organism in Eukaryota, Viridiplantae, Streptophyta, Magnoliopsida, Brassicales, Brassicaceae. Gene Ontology annotation, biological process: mitochondrial protein processing; protein-containing complex assembly. The transcript is spliced from 6 exons. The record is from RefSeq and is a predicted model, not a curated record.
CACACUGCAACAAUCUGGAGAUUAUAGCAUCUCCGAGUUUUUUUUAGGGAUUCAUGGCCAUGGUGGUUCUGCACAACUUCAGCAGUUGGGCAUAGAUGGGCUCGGACAAGGCGAGUAAGAGGGAGAGCUCCGACACGACAGUGAGAGUUCAAACGCAAGUGUCCCCCUCUAAAACACAGGUCUCAAGCUUUCGACAGAGCUUGAAUGCGUUCUGAGAUAAUGGAGAACAUGUCCCCCUUGGAUGGAGAAGCUGGAGGUUGAUUAUUACUCUUACAAUAAUGCUUUGAAGAGUUGCUGUGGUGGAGAGAAACGAAAUCAAAGGGGGGAGGGAGGAGGAGAAUUAUAAACAACGAGUUUUUCUUGGAAGAUUGAUCAAGUUGUUGCCUGAUUUGUACAAAUCAAUAUGUUCAUGAAUGGUCUCCAAAACCUGCUAAAUCCGCUGCGGGAUCUUGCUGUCUUCUUUUCUUCUCUCCCACAUGGCUCUAGAGAACAUCAACAGAUUGACCAUACCGAUGUUUCAAACAAAUCACUAGUGAAACUCCAAGGUAAUAAUGGUAACGUUAUCCCUGCCAAAACACGCGGUGGUCAGUACAUGAAGGAGUUUGUUCUCGUCUCUGAAAUGGUCUGGUUUCAAGAUCUACUGAGGUUUGCUCCGUCUUUACUGCUCGUUGGUACUCUCAUCUGUUGGGCGAGUCAAGUGAAAGGCGGAUCAGGUGCUGUGAAAAGAACCGGUGCUAGAGUUUCCAAUACAGGCGAAGCCACAGUAACGAAAGCAGAUAACAGUUCCAAAGAUAAGAAGAUUCGUUUUAACGAUGUCGCUGGAUGCGAGGAGGCUAAACAAGAACUCAUGGAGCUUGUACAUUUCCUCAAGAACCCUAAGAAGUACCAAGAUUUGGGUGCUAAGAUCCCUAGAGGUGCGCUUUUAGUAGGUCCUCCCGGAACGGGAAAGACCCUCUUAGCAAAAGCUACAGCAGGUGAAUCCGGUUUGCCGUUUCUGUCCAUGUCCGGUUCAGACUUCGUUGAGGUAUACGCCGGCGUUGGAGCUUCGAGGGUGAGACGUCUGUUCAGAGAGGCUAGACAAUCUACACCUAGCAUUGUAUUCAUAGACGAGAUCGAUGCCAUUGGUCGUGCAAGAGGAGGUGGAGGUAGCAACGAGCAUGAAAGCACUCUGAAUCAGUUGCUAGUUGAGAUGGACGGAGGAGGAGUUUUGGUUCUUGCUGCGACCAAUAGACCGGAUGUUUUGGAUAAAGCUUUGUUACGUCCUGGACGGUUUGCUCGUCAGAUAGCUGUCGAUAAACCGGAUGUGAAAGGCCGUGAUGAGAUUUUCAAGAUUUACUUGAACAAGAUUAAACUUGAACAAGAGAAGCCGUUGUGUUACUACUCUGGGAGGCUUGCUGCUCUCACUCCUGGUUUCUCUGGAGCUGAUAUUUCGAAUCUGUGUAACGAGGCGGCUCUUCUCGCUGCUAGAGAUGAAGGAGAUGUGGUUAGGAUGGAGCAUUUUGAAUCUGCGGUUGAUCGUGUUAUUGGUGGUCUUGAGAAGAAUAAUCUGGUGAUAAGUAAACUGGAGCGACGUACCGUUGCGUAUCAUGAAUCUGGUCACGCAGUUGCUGGUUGGUUCUUGGAAUAUGCCGAGCCGUUACUGAAGGUGAGUAUAGUGCCACGAGGCACUGCCACGCUCGGGUUUGCACAGUAUGUUCCAAACGAGAAUCUUUUCAUGACCAAAGAACAGUUCUUCGAUAUGACUUGCGUGACACUAGGUGGUCGUGCAGCCGAGCAGGUGUUGAUAGGGAAGAUAUCAACGGGUGCACAGAACGAUCUAGAGGAAGUGACGAAGAUGACGUACGAGCAAGUGACUGUGUACGGUUUCAGUGACAAGGUGGGGCUGGUCUCAUUUGGUGAAGAUUUUUGCAAACGGUAUAGCGACCAAACACGUGCGAUCAUAGACGAGGAAGUCAGGGAAUGGUUGAGGAAAGCAUACGACAAGACCGUGGAGCUUAUUGAGAGACACAGAGAGCAAGUGGCUGAGGUGGCUGAGCUUUUGCUGGAGAAAGAAGUGUUGCAUCAGGAUGAUCUUGUGAGAAUUUUGGGUGAACGUCCGUUUAAACCGGUUGAGAUGACUAAUUAUGACCGGUUUAAAUCUGGUUUUGAGAAGUGUGACGAGGAGGAGUCUACCACCAUGGUUAAGGAUGUGGUCGAUGAAGGAGCUCUUUCGCUGGUUGUACCGACAAAAACUCAAUUGUUGAAUUAGUUACCCUAUCAACAUGAAAAAGAUUAAAAUACUGAAAUUGUCUACUUAGUCUUGCAAAUUCUUUGAUCUCUGUUGAAAAUUGUUUCAUAUACUUAGUUCUUGAGUUAUUGAGAUUACUUCUUUUGUUAUCUGCCCCCAAAGACUUGGAUUGUGGAGUGUUGUAGCAUGCAGUUCAUGGUCCA